Molecule: messenger RNA, 6252 nt
Organism: Mustela erminea (ermine)
Lineage: Eukaryota; Metazoa; Chordata; Mammalia; Carnivora; Mustelidae
Gene: KCNG4
Product: potassium voltage-gated channel modifier subfamily G member 4
Exons: 3
Coding region: 483-2216 (577 amino acids)
Biological process (GO): protein homooligomerization; potassium ion transmembrane transport
Cellular component (GO): membrane; voltage-gated potassium channel complex
Molecular function (GO): delayed rectifier potassium channel activity
Source: RefSeq, a predicted model, not a curated record
CCCCCGGCUGGUGAGAAGCAGGAGAGUUCCUCUGGCAGCCUUUCCCUGAGCACCUUCCCAUCAUCAGCACCCCCCACCCAGGGAGCUUCCAAGGUACGGGGACAGGUAGCUGCAGACGUCCCGGUCCCAACUUGCCCUCUGCUCCCUCGGAGGGAGGCUCCUCCUUGGAGGAGAGGGAAGGACAGCUCUCCUCGCCUCCCAGGCAGUUGGCAGAGCCGGGCGGCUGCUGCUGCUCUCGGCAGCCUGGUGAUGGAGAGAUUAUUUCUGAGCCAUUCCCAUUCCCCCCCACCCCCGCCCCCGCCUCUCUUGCAGGACCACGCCGGCUGUCCCUGUGGGGCUCUGAGCGCAGAGCCCAGCCGGCUGGCUCCCUCCCAGCACGAACCCCCACGGACUCUCACCUCUCCCGGGGAGCAGGGGCUUCCCGGUCCUUGUAAAAACCCCAGCCCGCUGCCCCAGGGCUGUUCCGCAGCUGCUGGAGAGAGAUGCGGAAUGAAUGUACUUUCAGGAAGAGGCAAGGGAAGAGAGGUUGGAAACUAACUCUGCCAGAAACUGCCGUGUUUGGAAUUUUUCUUUUCUUCUGCUGCAUUUCCACCGCGAGCCCAUCUCUCCACUGGCCAUCGAGACGCAGGCUCCCCCGGCCCGGCAGAGAAACAGCUGGAAAAGGGCUCCCUGAGACAGGAAGGCCAUCUCCGGCGAUGCCCACCCCCUUCCGAGCCAGGGGCCUGCCUCCCGGACACCUGCGCCAGGGCUCCUGCAGCCCCCUGAGCCCGCUCCUGCCCGGCCGCCUGCCGCGGCCCGCCGCCAAGGGGCUGUACUACCGGAGGGCGCGCAGGGUGGGCGCCCUGGACGCGUCCCCGGCCGCCGACCUGAAGAAGGAGAUCCUGGUCAACGUCGGGGGCAGGCGGUACGUGCUCCCCUGGAGCACCCUGGACGAGUUCCCGCUGAGCCGCCUGAGCAGGCUCCGGCUGUGCCGCAGCCACGAGGAGAUCGCGCAGCUCUGCGACGACUACGACGAGGACAACCAGGAGUUCUUCUUCGACCGCAGCCCCAGCGCCUUCGGCAUGAUUGUGAGCUUCCUGGCGGCCGGCAGGCUGGCGCUGCUGCGGGAGACGUGCGUGCUGUCGUUCCGGGAGGAGCUGGCCUACUGGGGCGUCGAGGAGGCGCGCCUGGAGAAGUGCUGCCUGCGCGAGCUGCUGCGCAGGCUGGAGGAGCUGGCCGAGCUGCGGCAGCAGGAGACGCUGCACCUGCGGCGGGAGGUGCGGCGCCCCGCGGGGGACCCCUCGCGCUGGGGGGUCUUCAUGCACGGGCUGCGCGAGAUGGUGGAAAACCCGCGCUCGGGGCUCCCCGGCAAGGUCUUCGCUUGUCUGUCCAUCCUCUUCGUGGCCACCACCGCGGUCAGCCUGUGCGUCAGCACCAUGCCCGAGCUGAGGGCGGAAGAGGACAAGGGUGAGUGCUCGCAGAAGUGCUACUACAUUUUCAUCGUGGAGACGGUCUGCGUGGCCUGGUUCUCCCUGGAGUUCUGUCUGCGCUUCGUGCAGGCCCGGGACAAGUGCCAGUUCUUCCAGGGGCCCCUGAACAUCAUCGACAUCCUGGCCAUCUCCCCGUACUACGUGUCGCUGGCCGUGUCCGGCGAGCCCCGGGAGGACGGCGAGCGGCCCGGCGGGGGCUCGUACCUGGAGAAGGUGGGGCUGGCGCUCCGCGUGCUGCGGGCCCUGCGCAUCCUCUACGUCAUGCGGCUGGCGCGCCACUCGCUGGGGCUGCAGACGCUGGGCCUCACCGUGCGCCGUUGCACGCGCGAGUUCGGCCUCCUCCUCCUCUUCCUCUGCGUGGCCGUGACCCUCUUCUCCCCGCUGGUCUACGUGGCGGAGAACGAGUCCGGCCGGGUCCUGGAGUUCACCAGCAUCCCGGCCUCCUACUGGUGGGCCGUCAUCUCCAUGACGACGGUGGGCUACGGGGACAUGGUCCCGCGCAGCGUGCCGGGCCAGAUGGUGGCCCUCAGCAGCAUCCUGAGCGGGAUCCUCAUCAUGGCCUUCCCGGCCACGUCCAUCUUCCACACCUUCUCGCACUCCUACCUGGAGCUCAAGAAGGAGCAGGAGCGGCUCCGCGCGCGCCUCCGCCACCUGCAAGCGGCCGCCUCCGCCAGCGAACACGAGCUUCUCAGUGACGUGGACGACCCGACCCCCGAGGGACCCGCCUUGCCCGCCAAAUACGUUUAACUCUAAACCCGUGGUGAAAAGGGCAGGACCGCGCAAAUCACCACCCACGGGGCUGGAGAACGCCACGGUGUAGACCACCCGCUGGGAUGUUUCUAGGGCCCCAGGGGGGGCUCCCCAAGCUAGGAGGGGCUCAAAGCCACCGGUGUUUGUUUGUUGGGAUUCUUGACCCCACUGGCCACCACGGUUCCUGCUGAUCUUACUGAGGCUCCUUGCUUUUUCCUUUCUCUGUGCCCAUCACCUGGAACAUCCACUCUUUCUGUAAGCUCAGCCGCCCUCCACUCUUCUUCCUCCCCUGAGGUCUCCCAUACCCCAGGCUGGGUUCCAGACACCCAUAGAACUGAGCCUACAGAGCUCCAUUCCUCCCCAAGACUCUCUUUCCAGGGCCACCCUAUCACCAGGAGCUGGAGGGGUGAGUCCCUGCAAACCCUUCUGAUCAGAUCUCCCCACCCAACCCCGUAUCAUAGGUUCCAACAGGGAUCAGUAUGUCCUCUUUGCACUCCCCACGGCCAGUGGCAUUUUCCUAAUGCCGUUCCCUCCUCCCUAGCUCUGGAAGCUCUCAGCCAAGAAGGCAGAACUGGCCUCUGUGUUAAACCCUACAUUGGGAGCCGGUGCCCAUUUUUCCUAGUGGGGCUGGGACCUGGGCAGGAUUGCCCCUUGCCAGCACAGCCGGCCCUCCUUGGCCAACUGGACUCUUGGUAGGAAACAUUCUCCAGUCGUCCAGUUCUUAGCCUUGACUGAGGCUAACCCUUGCAGGGCACUGCAUCGGCCCUUGAGAGAACCGUUCCUGCGGCUGGCUCCUCCAGCCCUGCCGAGACCUUGGCUUUCUGCCCUCAGCUAAGCCACCGAGGAUGCAGGAGAGCUUCAAUGCCGACGUGGGGGCGGCCUUGGGGUCUGCCCCUUGCUGCCUCUCCAGACCUCUUGUCGCCAGAGAGUAAUUCCUCCACUGACACUGAAAUAUGUUUGUCUAGUAUCUGUUGGUUCAUGGACAGACUCAGCCCUUUGCAGCCAGUGAGGAAGCAGGUGCAGGACCAAGCUGUUCAAGAUCAAGGCAGUGAGACCAGAGCAAUGACUCCUGAGACGGAGACCCAUGAGGAGGGAUGUUUGGAGAGCUGAAGCUGGAAAGGGGGUAGGGAUGGGAAGGCGGUGGGCUGUGCGGGCUGAGUGGAGGAUCUGGGCAUUCUGGUAGAUGCUGGAAGAUGCGGUGAUGUGGUUGGACUACAGAUGAUGCCCCCCGCAGCACCUGGGCAGAGACUGGGCAGCUCAGACAGGCUACAAGGGGCUCCCCCCUCGUAUUACUAGAAAUCCACUACAGGAGGUGGCCUGGGUCACAGGUGCUGAGGCAGUCAGGGACGGGCAGAUCUGAUGUGGUUUGUGUGUGAGCAUGUCAGCGUUUCAUCCCUGGGGACCGCUUGCCCAUGCUUCAUUCAUUCCGCUAGCAUUUAGCACAGGCCUGCUAAGUGCCAGGUUCAUGCCUCCCUUGGACUGUAAUACCAGGCAGCGUGCCGGCAGCUCUGGCCCCGGGGAGCAGCCCGCACCAGUGUCUAGCCGCAAGCUCGCCUUACCUUAUGGGCAGCUCCCAUUCCCUUUCACUCCCCUGGGUACCCUCCUACCCAGGGGGGUACAUGUCUCCAUCUCCCUAGCCCCCCAAAUCAGCAGGCCGACCCCAGUCCUUCCCACACUGAUGUUUCACCAAGGAAGCUCUUUGCACAGUGGCCCGGUGGUCACACGCAAGGGAAGCCCUUACCCCUUAUAAAAUUCCCACCCCGUGCCACCCGCCCCAGGAAGCAAAUAGCAGAGUCACUCUGAGCUUCGGUUGCUCAGGACCUACUUGCUCACUCAGGCCCAGAUUUUCACUCUCUGUGUGCCCUUGGCUCCUUUCCUUCCGUCAAGUGUGGGGCUUCGGCUGGAUCUGUGAUUUUCUGGCUGGAGCUCCAGCAAGACCCUCGGGGCUGCUCUGUGGGUAGAGGGCUCUGCAUCGUAAGGUAAAACCUUUGCAAGCAAUGCUUUUGAAAAGAACGUGAGAAUUUCUAGACACUCUCCCACCUCCAGUCAGGGUCCCUUGGACAGAAGUGGAGAUCUUACCCCAGAACCAAGGAACAAGCCUCAAGAGUCAGCGGAAGACCCGCACACCUGGUCCUCCCUCUUCUGAUUGGAGGCCUUUUUCCCGUGCUGCGUUGCCUGGUGCAAUAAUUCCUCGUUGCAGCUCUGCCCAUCCUGUGAUGGCUUGCACCCAAGCAUCUGCUUUCUCCUCUGGUUCACAUCCCAGCCAUCUGAACAAAAGCGGGCCAGGACUGGAAGAAGCCUAGGUGAGCCCAUCGCCAACGUUAAGAGACUAUAGUGUCUUAAUACACACCCAGUGGAAAUUCUACCAAAUAGAAGAGAAAAACUGGAAUUGAUUGCUUGCAUAUGGGGCUUAAUUAAACACUCAAUUUUUUUUUUCUUCUGGAUAAUAGCCGCAGGGACUGGUCUAAGUAGAAUUUGUCUAGCCGGCUUUCCAAACUUCAUGCUGAUUGGAUAGGAUAGUGAUGACAAGCGAGUUGCCAGGCAGUCUCUUCAUACCCAUUGGCUGAAAGGAGUCUUGCCAGUCCCUGGAAGGCUUGUUUUCUCUGAGGUCCACGGGCAGGACUGCAGCCAAAAGUCGAAUUUUCCAGUCGAAGGCAAAGAGUAAAGGACCCUUUGCUUCAAGCAAUUUCGUGUCGUGUCAUGGAGGUGGCUCCCACAGACAACUUUAUUAUUAUUAUUAUUGUUAUUAUUAAAGUGCAGUUGACACAUAAUGUUACAUUAGUUUUAGGUGUAAAACAUAGUGAUUGGACAAGUCUAUACAUUACUCUGUGCUCACCACAAUUGUGGCUAACAUCUGGAUAACUUUUAAGUGUUGGUUCACCAUCUCUCUAAGCAGAGUUGAGCCCAAGAAGUGACUUGGGGAUGGAUGGUGCAAAGGGGGCUCCACCCGCUGACUCUAGUCUGAUGGGUUACGGGAUCUGAGAAAUGGGUAACUGGACAGCUCACCAGAAUACCAUCUAAGACGAGAGUUUCCAUGAGGAGAUCUGUGAACCUGGAGGUUAUGUGCAUCUCAAAGUGCCCGGCUUCGAAAAGGGGUCCAGCAAUUUUUAUCAGAUCCUUAAAGGAAUCCGUGGCCCCUAUAAGAGGAUAAUAAUUUAUGUUAAUAAAUAACCUCUCAUAUUUUAAGAUGGGGGGACCAAGACUCAGAGAGGGAAAGCCACCUGCCCAAGGUCACAUAGCCUGUUUACUUAGUUAGAUCCAAGCAUCCUGAUUUCCCCAGAACACUCAGCUUUUAGGCUCAUCUGAAACAGUUCUCAAAGAAAAUAUUCAAGACAACAGGAUAACAAGAAUAUGAGUUUGCCCUGAUACCCUGAACACAGUAAGCAGACUUGUCUCGGGGUACCUCUGGCACCAGCUGUCACCCUUUGUCACAUGACAGUGGACAAGGCGACUGAUUUCACUGGCACUUCCUUUUCUCACUGAUCCCUUGGAGAGGCUGGACCCGAUGACUAUUAAAGUCCCUCUGGGCUUGGACAGUGUGUGAUUCUGGGAAGCAGAGUUCACUGCUACAGUCUAUGCCAUGGAGGGGCAGGUAAGAAACCAGAAGAGAGGUCCAAAAAAACAAAAAACCUCAAAAAUAAAAAACCGUGGUCCCUGACUAUCCACAGAGCUGCUCCCUUAGCAAACAUCACUAAUCGUUCCAGUUUGAAUAGAAAUUCACUGAGAUCUCUGCUACCAGCUGCCAGCCCCCUUCCUAGCCACUCAUCUGGGCUCCCCGCCCCCACCCGAGGCCCGCAAGCGCCAGGCCAAGGGUCUGGGCCUGCCCUUCACCCAGGGGCACUGAACCCGCCUGCUUUUCCUCAUAUUGCUGCGCUAACAAUGGGCCCCACUUACAGCAUGACUCCUAGUCACCAGGCAACUGUCUUUUGAUUUUUGAUUUUUUAACAUUUUAUUUGGGAAACGUCAAAGAAAAAAAAGUCGGGAGAACAAAAACAGUGCAUACAUACGAUUACCUGAAUACACUUUUUUUUUU